UGCUGUCAGGAGGUGUACAGCUGUAUCUUUGACUACAACACCCCUCGUAUAGCGCUCAUUAAGAGCAGGAAGGUCGGACUGCUGAACAGAGUCAUCCAGCUGCUGAUCCUGGCUUAUGUCAUCGGGUGGGUUUUUGUCUGGGAGAAAGGCUACCAGGACUUUGAGACAGUGGUUAGCUCUGUGAAUUCCAAAGUGAAAGGCGUUGCAGUGACAAACACAUCUGAACUGGGACUGAGGAUUUGGGAUGUUGCUGAUUACAUUAUACCUGCCCAGGAAGAAAAUGCUUUCUUUGUGAUGACCAAUCUAAUUCUGACACAGAAUCAAAGCCAAGGCUACUGUCCUGAGCUCCCAGAUACCAAAACCAUAUGCAAUUUCAGUCAUAAAUGUAUACGUGGACUUGUGGGAACUUACAGCAAUGGUUUACAGACUGGACGGUGUGUAUCAUAUAACAAGACAAUCCGCACAUGUGAAGUUUUCGCCUGGUGUCCAGUGGAAAAUGACAUGAAGGUGCCAGAACCUGCUUUUCUAAAGGAUGCUGAAAACUUCACAGUUCUCAUAAAAAAUAAUAUCUGGUACCCAAAAUUUAAAUUCUCCAAACGAAACAUCUUACCGAAUAUCAGCACUGAUUACCUCAAGAGCUGUCAGUACAAUCGGGUGAAGGAUCCAUUCUGCCCUAUAUUCCGGCUGGGUGCUAUGGUGGAAGAAUCUGGAGAAUCCUUCCAGGAAAUGGCUAUUCAGGUGUGUGGUUGGGGAAAU
This is a messenger RNA of Staurois parvus, 756 nucleotides long. NCBI's taxonomy places the organism in Eukaryota, Metazoa, Chordata, Amphibia, Anura, Ranidae. The record is from the annotation of a GenBank genome assembly.